UUACAGCCGUUGUAUCGAAAUUGGAUCAAAGUGUUGGCGAAGUAAUAGAUGCACUGAGAAAUCGCGGAAUGUUGGAAAACAGUAUAGUAGUCUUCAUGAGCGAUAAUGGUGCACCAACUGAGGGUAUACUGAGUAAUCAAGGCAGCAAUUAUCCUCUUCGAGGCAUAAAGAACAGUCCAUGGGAAGGUGGAACAAGAGGAGUUGCAGCCAUCUGGAGUCCUUUGAUUAAAAAAUCUAAAAGAGUUUCAAAUCAAAUGAUGUUUAUGUCCGAUUGGCUUCCCACACUUUUGUCUGCAGCAGGAGUGAAUAGGAAGCAACUCGGAAACAUCGAUGGAUUCGAUCUUUGGCCAGCUUUAGUGUCAGACAGAAUCAGUCUCAGGUCCGAAAUAGUGAUCAAUAUCGACGAUCUUAGUAAUUAUGCUGCUAUUAGACGAGGUGAUUUCAAAUAUAUUAUCGGCCGGACAGAAACUGGAAGUGCCUGGCUUGGAGCAAGUGGAAAUUCAUCCGAAGGCACUUCCCCUCAAUACGAUCCUUACAAAGUAUUGUACAGCAAGACGGGUAUCGCGAUAUCCGGUAUUGUUACUGCUAAACAAGCAAUGAAAUUGAAGGAAAGAAAAAAAAGAGAUAUAAAAACCAUAUACGCUACUAUUUCUAAAACCAAUUUUCAAGAGAAGAUACUUACCACCAAAGAUAUUUCUGAAAUACGAAAAGAAGCGCAGAUAAAAUGUAACAUCAAAGAAAAAAACAAGAUUUCCUGUGAACCUAUAAUAGCACCAUGCCUCUUUAACAUAAAAAAUGAUCCUUGUGAAAUGGUGAAUCUUGCUGAAAAGAGACCAGUAAUUUUAGCCGUGUUUAAAAAGAUUCUUAUGAAGCAUAAAUUAAGUGUGAUACCUCCUAGUAAUUUGGAUGGAGAUCCCAAAGCAAAUCCAUUACUUUGGAAUAAUACUUGGACUAGUUGGGACGAACCUAAUCCAUUAGCACUUACUUAUACAAAUGCUAAGGAAUUUCAACAAUAUUCCGAUUCGGCAACUAUAAUAAUGUCUAUUAUUUGUAGUCUUUUUGUCGUUGGAGUAAUCAUAUUAUUCGUUUUCAAAUGUAGAAAAACUAACUCAAACAACGAAUUUGAAGAAUUCCAAAUAUCUGGAUAAUCACAAAGGAAUCAGUUACACUAUAAAUUAUAGCAAAUUUAACAAAAUACGUAUGCCUAAGAAAAAAUAAAUUAACAGAACGAGAUACACGAGUACUAUCUUUUUAAUUACCAUAAAAGAUUAUUACACUCGGCAUAUUAUCUUGUACGAAUAUUAGAUAUUUUAAUCAAACUAAAUGAAAUAUUUGUUCAUUUGUGAAUUCACAAAAUGAAUAUUGAAUGAAAGCAUCCAUAAAAAUUUUUACCUCGUAUCAUCUCGUUCUUCAUUUUCUUAUAUAAAACGUGAUCCGUACGAUAUACAAAAGUAUUAUAUCGUUAAUAGGAUAACGGUGAUAAGAUGAAAGACAAAUUUUGAACUCAGAAGUACCGCUUGUUUAACAAGUUUGCUGUACUUUCAGAAAAGAUCCGUGGAAUAAUUCGCAAUAUUUGUAAAUAGUCCAUAAUCUUAAUUAAUGUUUACAGAAUAUUCACACUGAAUGGUAUAAACAAUUAUACCUACGACACUUGUAACGGGAUUAAACACACACACACACACAAACUAAAAUCUAUUACAUCAAUGACUAACAAUAACAACACGUUUAUGAAUAAAUAUUUUAAUUUUAUAAUUUA
Molecule: messenger RNA, 1756 nt
Organism: Frieseomelitta varia
Lineage: Eukaryota; Metazoa; Arthropoda; Insecta; Hymenoptera; Apidae
Exons: 4
Coding region: 69-1148 (359 amino acids)
Source: RefSeq, a predicted model, not a curated record